AUGCCCUGGCCGGACCUGCUGCCUUCAGCCCUCCUCGGCCCUCGCACGGCCUUCAAGGAGGAUCUUCAAGCACCUCCGGCGGAGAUGUACGGCGUGGCCCUACGCAUCCCCGGAGAAUUCUUUGUUACAGACAGCGUGCCAGCGGAACCGCAGGAGUUCCUGAGUAAGUUCCAGAACCUCAUCCGCGUGGUGAGACCAGUCCCAGCGGCCCACCACUCUAUACGACACCCAUUCCAGCUGAACGGUCUGCAGUCGUGUACACACGUUUUCAAGAGGGUGGACACCAUACGCAAGCCGCUAGAACCACCAUACACGGGCCCACACGAAGUGGUCAGAAGGUUAAACGAGAAAACCUACGUCAUCCGCGUCAACGGCCAGGACAAGACCGUUUCUACUCAUGGUCUUAAGCCAGCCUUCCUGGAACUAGCCGACAACCGGCCAUCCCAGCCGGCCGCAUCAAACAGCAACCAGCCGCCCCAGCUGGCGGCAUCAAAUAGCCACCAGACGCCCCAACCGGCCACAGCAGACAACACCACUCCUCGACCUUCCACGUGCAUGAAGAAUGUAUCGUUCCCUUCGUCGGAGACGAAUGUCUCUGGGGGGAGACUGGAUGUGGCGGUCGAGCCUCGCCUGCCGUCACCGGCGGCGCCACCGCAUAGGGCGGCCUCACGUAUGAGGAAGCAAGUUCUGCAAUCGCGCCCGGUCUUCUGA
This is a messenger RNA of Dinoponera quadriceps, 711 nucleotides long. RefSeq lists its product as uncharacterized. Lineage: Eukaryota; Metazoa; Arthropoda; Insecta; Hymenoptera; Formicidae. The transcript has a single exon. The coding region runs from base 1 to 711 and encodes 236 amino acids. The record is from RefSeq and is a predicted model, not a curated record.